GUUCGAGGCUUUAAGUAGAGAGCUUUAUGUAACUGUAAUGCUGUGAAAACACACAGGACAGCGCUGCUAAACAACAACAUGUCAGCUAUGUUAGAAGUGGAUUUAAUCGCCUCGGGUCCUUAUUAUCGCCGGGUUUAGUUUAGUUAACUAAAUGAGUUCAUUGCGACUUGUUAUUUGGCAUUUUGUGCAUUUUUAUCAGCUGUUAAAAUAUUCCUGUGUGUGUCCAAAGCCAUAAAAACAGAGAAGCACUGCCAUGGUGGAGGACAGAGAGCCUCGGGACAUUUAGUUCUUUCCCAGAGCGACCUGCUCAACGUUACACUUUACCAGAGAGAUAAGUUAUAUUUAACUGUAUUUCCUCCCAGCUUCUGACAUAUAUGUUUUAUAUUUAAACAGUCAUGGCUGCUGCACUGUUCAGAGGAGGAACAGGAUUAUGUGUAAGAUGUAUUCACAGGGAGUUGUGCAGACUUGUAUGGAGGCCGCAAACUGCUCUGCUCAGCUCCAAACCAUCAGACAGAAAACAACCACGCAGAACACACAUCAAGAAAGCCAAGCCCCAGCCGGCGGUGGAUGUCGCUAAACUCCUGGAGCAGCUCUUCUCCCAGCGCAGGCCGGGCAUGAUGCCUCCCGCUGGUAAAGCUCGACCUGCCAAAGCCGCCUCCAUGCCUACCAAACCUUCUACCACCUCCUCAUUGAAGGUCUCCACCUCAAAUGUUCCUCCCAUGUCAAAGACAGAGCCAGCAGUGUCUGUCUUUCCUGCCGCUUCUAGUUUUAAACAAGUUGAUAGCGUUCCUACAUCUACGUUUAACACUGCACCGCCAUCCCCUCAACCAAACUCAGUACCUCCAACAAACCCAAAGACUUUAAAUUCCUCGGAAACGACUCAGCAGUCUCCUCUUGAUUUUAUUCAGGCCUUUGCUGCUGAUAGUGUCUCCAAUGUGAUUGUUCCUACAGCCAGCAUGACACCUGCAUCAUUAGGAUCAGAAGCAGCUGCAAUAGAAAUAAUAAUAGAAACCAACGUAGAAACUGCUCCAGAGCCAGCUGAGCUCAAACCUGCCGCAGUACCACCCUUAUCAGCCCACAUGUCUUUUUCAGCUGCUACUAUAGAACCCUUGAUAGAAACUACAACAGAAUCACCAGUAGAGCCUAGCCUGUCUCCUGUGGAAACACUAGAAGUUAGAGCUGCUGUUGUUGAAGGUCCAGUAGAGCAUACAGUAGAUGCUCCAGCUGAAGAAGUACAAACCAAAGGCACAGACUCAGGAGUGGCUGAUGUCUCACACUCUGCCAAAGAAGAACCCUUAAUAGAAACUACAAUAGAAUCACCAGUAGAAGCCAGCCAUUUUCCCACAGAAACACUAGAAACUAGAGCUGCUAUUGGUGAGGGUCCAGUAGAGCCUACGAUAGACGUCACAGUAGAUAUAGCAGCUCAAAAAGUACAAACCAAAAGCACAGACUCAGGAGUGGUUGGCAUCUCACACACUGCAACAGUAGAACCCUUAUUAGAAACUACAGUAGAAACAUCAGUAGAGGCCAGAACCUCUCCUCUGGAAACACUAGAGAGUAGAGCUGCUGUUGUUGAAUGUGCAGUCGAGCCUACAGUAGAUGCAACAGUAGAUGCUCCAGUUCAAGCAGUACAAACCAACAGCACAGGCUCAGGUCCUGUUAACCUCUCGCACACUGCUGAAGAAGAACCCUUAAUAGAAACUACAAUAGAACCAGCAGUAGAGACCAGCACCUCUCCUAUAGAGAGCAGAGCUGCUGUUUCUGAAGGUACAAUAGAUCCUACAAUAGAAAAUGAAGCAGCUGACAACCUCUCACACACUGCCUUAAGCCAAAAUGCACAAGAAUCUGCACCCUUGCCUUUGAAAAACGAAGUAGAAUCAUCCUCAGGAAGUGUCGCUGUGGAGGAGGGAGUGAACAAGCCUGAACAAAUGACUUUAGAGUCUGGGACACUCCGUGAAGUUAAGGUUCUGGCGGAGUCUUUAAAAACUGACGAGCUCGUCCAGACAAAAUCUGAUUUCGAUGAAAAAGCAGAAAUACAACUCCAGGAGCUGUUAGACCAGACGGGGACUGGGGCCGAAUCCAAAGCUGCAGCUGAAACUGAGAAUUCGAGUCAAGACGAGAGUGAAAUUUUAACUCAAGUUCUAUCAAAGUGGGACUCUCUGUCUGAAGAUCUUCAAGAGUUAGAAGGAGACAGUGGCACGCUGGUGAAAGAGCUUCUCCGUCAUGUUCCUGCAGUGCUUCCCAAAACUCCUGGCACGCUGAGAACAAGUUCAGCCUCUGAUCCACCUGCAGGAGCAAAUGGAGACUCUUUGCAGAUGGAGGAGAAGGCAACCGACGCAGAAGCCAUGGAAUCGAUAACUUUAGCAAAAGUGAAGGCUGAAGUUGGAGGUCUUGAAAACGAAAUUCUGCUAGAAACAAGGAAUGCACUUGAGAAAGAAGCUGAGGUUAGAGCAAAAGAGGAGAAGAUGGAAGUUGAGACCACAAUAGAAGAUGUUUCUGUUUUUGAGGGCACAACAGAGGCUGAAAUUUUAACACUAGAGUCUAUCUCUGAAGCCAACGAUGCAAUAAAAGCUGAGACAUCUGUUAUUUUAGAGGCCAUGUUUGGUUCUGAGCAAGGACCGAGGCAGCCGCCCGACACUUUACUCGUUGACCAGAAACUGGGGCGACAGGAUGAAGCGAUUGGUCAGGAAGCAGAAAAAGAGUCCGGAGAGAAGGAAGGGAGUGUCUUGGAGGCCAUGACUCUUGAGUCUGUGACUUUGGCCGAAGUUGAGGCCUCCUUGGGAACUCUGGAGAACGAGUCUCUGAGUGAAACCACGGAUUAUCUGGAGAAAGAAGCUGAAAUUCUUGCUGGAGAGAAGGGAAUGGAGGUAGAGGAUGGGGUAGCGUCUGAAGAGACGACUGAAGCUCUGAAGAUCGAGUUUCUGUCUCUGGCUGAAGGUGACGCUCUGUCUGAAGCUCUGCAGGCAGACACACUGAUGGAGGAGCUGCUCUUUUCUGUUCCUGGACAUGUAACGGGGGUAACACAAGACCCAAUAGGUCAGGAGCUUGUGAGAGCGAAUAUUUUGGAUGCAACGGUUGCCGCUGGGUCAGUCGACGUUGAUAAAGCGGCUGCAGAGACAGAUGACUUUCCAGCUUCUCCCGUUCUGAAGGAUGUGCCGCCGGGACAGGAGGAGGAGGAGGGAGCACAGACUGAAGCCUUGGGGAAGGAAGAUGAUUUAGAUCCAGUACAGAGACUCUUCCUGGAGAAGAUCAGAGAAUACGACAACAUGCGCAGGUUGAAUGGAGGACUGUUGGAGGCAGAGCCGGAUUACAAAAAAUACCUGUCAGAGGAGACAGCUAAGCUCCAGAGACUUUAUGGAGGAGGAGACCUGAGCAGCUUCCCUGAGUUCACCUUCACCGAGCCCAAAAUGGACCAGGACUCCAAAUGAUCCAUGACGCCUACCUCCUACUCUUCAUGCCCAUUCGUAUACCUCUUCUCCGUUUGCCUGUCCUCUCUGACGUCCUCCCCCAUUACCUCCUCAUUUUACUACAUGGGAGAACAGAGAGAGGGAGAGAAGAAGAAGCAUAGGGGUGAUUUGGGUGAUCUGCCAUUAAAAUAAGGGGAAAUGUAUCCUUGGCUGUUUGUUUGUACUGUGUAAUAAUGAUAGCACCAAAUUAAUUUUACUAAAGCAGCACUUUAAAAAGU
Messenger RNA from Siniperca chuatsi (mandarin fish), 3685 nucleotides. RefSeq names its product mucin-5AC-like. NCBI's taxonomy places the organism in Eukaryota, Metazoa, Chordata, Actinopteri, Centrarchiformes, Sinipercidae. The transcript is spliced from 8 exons. Bases 396 to 3428 code for a protein of 1010 amino acids. Gene Ontology annotation, molecular function: proton transmembrane transporter activity. Gene Ontology annotation, biological process: proton motive force-driven ATP synthesis. The record is from RefSeq and is a predicted model, not a curated record.